AUGAGCUCACCGGCGUGGUCUGUCUACGAGGGGGAUUGGGGCAGCUUCUGCGAUGAUGCCGACAACGUACCGCCAACGCUUUCGUUGAAAGGGUGUGGACUGCGUCAGAAGUGCCUGCUGCAGCGUGGUGCGCAGGGCGCGGUGUAUCUGGGUGAGGAUGCCGACGGAAACGUCUUUGUGGUAAAACGACUUUUCACCCAGCGUAGUGAAUUUGGUGUUCGAGGCGUUUCUGAGGGGUCGCUUCGGGAGGCUACGCUACUCACCUACAUUACUGAGAGGUCAAAGACACUUGGUCCCGAGCCUCUUUUUGGGGUUAUCCGUUUGGAAAGGAUUGUAGAGGCCCCAUUUCAAGAGUUGAGUCUCAUUUUGGAGAGGUGUGCGUUUAAUUUAUCGCGGAUGGUUUUUUAUAGUAGAAAAAGGGCGUAUAGCGCUGCUGGUCUCUUCCCAGAGACUCCUACUCGAUGCCCCAUUCUUGCCAAGAUGAAUGUUAUUCAAUAUCUUAUGCGGGGGAUUUUAAAAAUACUUCAGUUUCUUCAUGAAGAGUGCCAUAUUAUUCAUCGAGAUGUGAAGUUGGGCAACUUGCUUGUUGGGGAAGAUGGACGCGUACGUCUUGCAGACUUUGGAAGCGCUCGAUUUAUGCAUGAGCCGGUGGAGAAGAUGUCUGAUGCGAGAUCCGGGGAAUACACACCCAUAUCUCUUCGGACGACCGUGAUUUACCAAGCUCCUGAGUGCCUGCUGGGUGAGCGGUCCUACACGGCGGCGGUGGACAUGUGGGCAGCCGGGGUUGUGUUUGCAGAAUUACUUUUGCAGCAGCAUCUUUUUCACAGCUGCAGCGAGCUGGGGAUGCUCUCUGACAUUUGGAAACUUCUUGGCACUCCAUCGGAUGAUCCAUCGGUUUGCAGCGGCGAGGGGGCUGUUACAUACGCCGUGCGCACAGAAUCGACCAUUGAACGGAAGUUUCCCGAAAGAAUUGUUUCCGCAGAAGGCCUAGACCUGCUUAAACGCAUGCUUGAGACCAACCCGAAGAAACGCAUCACCGACUCGGAGGCCCUUCGUCACCCCUUUCUCUGCGGUCCCGCGGUUGAGUCGGGUAUGGAGGAGGCCCGACGGUUGUGGAAUAAGAAAGUGGAGGCCUGCAUGCAGGAGACGGUGGCACAGCCAGCUGCAAUGGGAAUGCGUUCGUUUUAUGUGGACAAUGUUGAGUUCGAUGAGGAGAGUGGCGAGAAUGAUGAUGACGAUGGUGAGAUUGCAACGUUGCCAACAUGUCUUGAUUGUUUUCCACACAUUUUGUCCGACGUUAACGGCAGACAUGAUAUUUGA
Trypanosoma cruzi is the source of this 1320-nucleotide messenger RNA. Its product is annotated as protein kinase, putative. Lineage: Eukaryota; Euglenozoa; Kinetoplastea; Trypanosomatida; Trypanosomatidae. Gene Ontology annotation, cellular component: cytoplasm; cyclin-dependent protein kinase holoenzyme complex; nucleus. The coding region runs from base 1 to 1320 and encodes 439 amino acids. The record is from RefSeq and is a predicted model, not a curated record. Gene Ontology annotation, biological process: protein phosphorylation; regulation of gene expression; signal transduction. The transcript has a single exon. Gene Ontology annotation, molecular function: ATP binding; cyclin-dependent protein serine/threonine kinase activity; cyclin binding.